Nerophis lumbriciformis (worm pipefish) is the source of this 1763-nucleotide messenger RNA. RefSeq names its product glycine N-methyltransferase (gene gnmt). Lineage: Eukaryota; Metazoa; Chordata; Actinopteri; Syngnathiformes; Syngnathidae. Gene Ontology annotation, biological process: S-adenosylmethionine metabolic process; one-carbon metabolic process; protein homotetramerization. The record is from RefSeq and is a predicted model, not a curated record. Gene Ontology annotation, molecular function: identical protein binding; glycine N-methyltransferase activity; glycine binding. Gene Ontology annotation, cellular component: cytosol.
GGUGGCGUGGCUGCAGCAUGUGUGGAGAGUCGAAGGUGAGCAAAACAAACCAACCCGACCCCAGCAGCAGUAUGUCGGUUGACAGCGUGUUCAGGACCCGCUCGCUCGGGGUGGCCGCCGAGGGUCUGCCCGACCAGUACGCCGACGGCAAGGCGGCCAAAGUGUGGCAGUUGUACAUCGGCAACACGCAGAGCCGCACCGCGGAGUACAAGAGCUGGGUGGUGGCCCUGCUGAAGGAGCAGGGCGCCCGCACCGUGCUGGACGUCGCCUGCGGAACUGGCGUGGACUCAAUCAUGUUGGUGGAGGAGGGCUUCAAUGUGAUGAGUGUGGAUGCCAGCGACAAAAUGCUCAAGUAUGCGCUGAAGACCAGAUGGGAGAGAAGAAAAGAACAAGCCUUUGACCAGUGGGAGAUCGAAGAAGCCAACUGGUUGACACUACCAGAAGACAUCCAGAAACCAGGAAAGGGUUUUGAUGCCGUUAUUUGCCUGGGCAACUCCUUUGCCCACUUACCAGACUUCAAAGGGGAUCAGAGUGACCACAAGUUGGCUCUCCAGAACAUUGCGAGUAUGGUCAAACCAGGUGGGAUCCUCAUCAUUGACCACCGUAACUACGACUACAUCUUGGAGACUGGCCGAGCUCCACAAGGCAAAAAUAUUUACUACCAGAGCGAUCUCACACAGGACAUAUCCACCUCUGUGCUGUGGGUCAACAGUAAGCCCCACAUGAUCACCCUGGACUACACCCUCCAAGUGCCCCAGGCCGGCCCCCAGACCCCGCCAGAGGUCAGCAAGUUCCGCCUGUCCUACUACCCUCACCGCCUGGGCCGCUUCAAGGAGCUGCUGCAGGCGGCCUUCCAGGGCCAAGUGGAGCACCAGGUCUACGGAGACUUCCUGGCCUACGUCCCCGGUCAGACCAAAGCUCCCUGCUACUUUGUCCACGUUUGCAAGAAGAAGGCCUGAAACCAGUUCCAGUCCAGUCCCCCAAAUUGUCUUUAAUUCCAUAAUUUGGAUGACAUUUUUAUUUUCAUGACUUUUUAGAGUAAUAUAUGGGAAGACCUCAGCAACAAUGUCUCUAAACACGGAUUAGUGUUUUCAACUGAAGACAAGAAUCAUAUUUUGUUUAGCUCGGUGGCGUUUGGUCUGGGAAGUUCUUGCGGUGUUCCACAGGGUCGGACUCUAUCAAGGCUAAAAGGGGUCUAAAGCACGCUUAAGUCCAAAUGCUCAAACCUUGGUGAUUGUUUACCUCCUAAUCCUCUGACUUCAGUUAAUGAUACAUCAUUUCUUAUCUUUCUUUGCACUUCACUUGAUCUUAAACCAGAAGAUGCUGAUGAAUGCCUUAUAUAAGACCGAGGGAACAUGCAUCAAAGGCUCGGACGCCCACCGGCUACGUUGAACGUUGAGCCUGAGUCACGUGAUCCUCCUCAAACAUGCUGUCAACCAAAGAUGUUCUCAUUCAGCCUGUACUUUGCACAUUGCACAAUGAUUGAAGGGUGAAAUUAAUAAACGCCGGAUGGACACCGAGGAGUGCGUGGCGGGGUAAUCCCACAUCCUCACGUCCGGUGGUGCUGCGGACUUCACGGUGCAUUCAAGUGUUCUGCCGGUGCUACCUGUUUUUGUUUUUGUUUUGUACCAAAAGUGCACUGACCUGCUCUGGUUGUCCACGUUUCCAUGGAACAUUUCACCACAGUCUUAUGUUCUUCUAAUGUCUGUUGGAUUUUUAACUGUAGCUUGGAAAUCAAUUAAAGAUGAUAUACUUUGUUUUCA